AUCACAUAAACGUAAAUAAGGAAGUGGGCUGUUACUCAUUACAGCUAGUGGAUCAUGGACACAGUUAGCAAGCGAGGCUAAUCUCCAGUCUUUAAUUUCAUACAUUAGAAGAAAUAACAGUAAAUAUUUUUGGGAUUUCCACACAGCUGGUCACGACACCAGGAUGGUUGACGACUUCGAGCGUCAGGAGGUCCGAUCCAGUGGGGAGCUGUGGACCGAAAUCUGCUCCAGUCUGCCGGACGUGCAAGCUGAAGCAGCCCCAGAGAACAACCCGGAGUUUAAAGACUCAUUCCAGCCAGCGGCCCAAGUCGGAGUACAGGUCAAUGGACAGUCUAAUGGGACCAACACCGGUUCCUCCAGCGCCCAAUGGGAACCAAUGGAGGAUUCUGAGAUCUACAUUGCCAGUUUAGAGAACCGCCUGAAGAAACUCAAGGGCCAGUCCAGCGAUGUGACGUCCAGGGACAUGUUGCGUUCUUUGUCUCAAGCUAAGAAAGAAUGCUGGGAUAGAUUUCUGCACGACGCCCAGACAUCAGAGCUCUUCCAGGGCGGGGACAUGGAUGAGAGUGCACUUGAACACUUCAAGAGGUGGUUGAUUCCCGAGAAGGUGGCCAUCAGCGCAGAGGAGCUGGAAUUUCUUCUGAGGCCGUCCCAGAAUAAGGAAGCAGCUGAGCCGAACCAAACACAGAACGAUGACGAGGACGUCGAGGGAGAGCGACACAACACAGAGGAAGACGAUACCCACAGCCCGGAGAAAUGAGCGUGUUAAAAUAGUAAUGCUGAAAAAAGAACUAAUCAGGCUCACAUUAAGUAGAGGUGACUUGUUACCCCACGCACUCAUUUUGAGCUGCGUUAUGUCUCGGCAGUGUUAUGGCCAAAGCUUUUGUUAACAGCAGUCGAAAGGGGAAAUUAGAGCCUGUCAUCAUCCUCUGUAUCCCCAGCAACUGAGUGUUAAGUACUUAUUCAGUCACAUGUGUUUCGUCCUUGCUAUUCAUCCCCCUCAGCCAAAUCACACCGUGAGAAUAUAUCAUUAAAAAUUUUGAAUUGCAUUUGUUUGUCCUGUAGCAGUAACAUUUGCAUCUAGACUGUUAAGUGACCUCAUUAUAUCAGUUACAAGAAUGAGUCUCUACUUUAAAUACAAUGAAAGGCUAAUAAAGGACCACAUGCAGUAUCAUGUUGUAAAGCACUCCGAUGACGUUAGCAGCGCAUUUCUCUUGGAGAGAUUUUUCUGUUUUUUAAAAUCGUCUGGAGUAGGACUGUAUUCCAUCGAUAUUGUAAUGUAUUGUCUAACAUCUUUAUUUUUGCCAUGUUGAUUUUACAUCUAAAGUUUUAUCCAUGUUUCAAUAAAAACAAGUAGAAUUGGA
Molecule: messenger RNA, 1361 nt
Organism: Acanthopagrus latus (yellowfin seabream)
Lineage: Eukaryota; Metazoa; Chordata; Actinopteri; Spariformes; Sparidae
Gene: ccdc32
Product: coiled-coil domain containing 32
Exons: 4
Coding region: 164-757 (197 amino acids)
Biological process (GO): cilium organization
Source: RefSeq, a predicted model, not a curated record